AUGCGAUUAUCCUACGACGACCGAAGAGCGGAAGAGUUGUUGCAAACACUGACCAAGUGCGCUAAUGGGCGUUACGAAUCGGGCCUUCUAUGGCGAUAUGAUAACGUCAGGCUUCCAGAUAGCAAGCAGAUGGCACUGAGACGAUAUCAAUGUCUCGAAAGGCGUAUGCAAAAGGAUACCCAUCUAGCACAAGCGUUAAAGGCGAAAAUCGACGAAUACGUAACGAAAGGCUACGUCAGAAAACAUACCGCAGAUGAAUUAGAGGAACCACAUGACCGAAUCUGGUAUCUUCCAAUGUUCCCGGUAGUGAAUCAUAACAAACCUGAUAAGAUAAGACUAGUCUGGGAUGCAGCCGCGACUUCAUACGGAAUUUCUUUGAACUCAGUGCUGCUGAAAGGGCCUGACAACUUGACGUCACUUCUAUCUGUCUUGAUUUGCUUCCGGGAGUUCCGUGUGGCUGUCUCCGGGGACCUUAGAGAAAUGUACCACCAAGUUCAAAUGAGACCUGCAGACCAGCAAUGCAAACGUUUUUUCUGGAGAGAAAACGAAUCUGACAAAUACUCUAGCAUCUACGUUAUGCAAGUCAUGUCCUUCGGAGCAUGCUGCUCUCCAAGUACCGCUCAAUUUGUUAAAAACACCCACGCAAAGCAGUUCGAGCAUGACUACCCAGAAGCCGUGAACGCGAUAAUUUACCAGCACUACGUUGACGACAUGUUCAUUAGCGCUGAGACGAUCGAUAGGACCACUCAAUUAGCAGCUGAGGUAAAAAUGAUCCAUGCAUCCGGAGGCUUCGAAAUGCGAAACUGGGUCUCAAAUUCACCGGACGUCGUAGAUGCACUAAAAAGUGAAAAGACUAACGAAAAGAGCUUGUGUAUUGGCGAAACGGGUACCACCGAAAAGGUUCUGGGAAUGUGGGGAGAUACUGCAGAAGAUUGCUUCACGUACAAACUAUCUACCCGUCACGAUCCAGAUCUGUUAUCCGGAAGGAAACGGCCGACAAAGCGUGAGAUCUUGCGGACGUUAAUGAUGGUUUUUGACCCGCUCGGAUUAAUCGGUCAUUUUAUGAUGUUCCUUCACACCCUUUUACAGGAGAUUUGGCGGGCAUGCAUUGAUUGGGACGAGCAUAUCCACGACUCACAUUUCGAGAAGUGGCUCAUAUGGUUACGUAUUCUCCCCAAGGUUUCUGAUCUGAAGAUAUCAAGAUGUUAUCGGGUUUUCACUUCAGCUGAGGGAACCACCGAAGUCGAAAUGCAUACCUUUGUAGACGCCAGUGAAAACGGGUUCUCGGCGAUAGUCUACCUACGAUACCAACAAGGGCACACAGUGGAAUGUGCAUUAGCUGGAGCAAAAACCAGAGUAGCACCGUUGAAAUUUUUAUCCAUACCACGUUCGGAAUUACAAGCCGCUAUAAUCGGCGUUAGACUAGCAGAUACAAUGCAGCGUUCUCUCUCGAUUACCAUUCGAAAACGCUACUUCUGGACAGAUUCCAGAGACGUUAUGUGCUGGCUUCACUCGGAUCAUCGAAGGUACAGUCAAUAUGUCGCGGUGAAAAUCAGCGAAAUUCUGGAAACGUCGAACCUCCGUGAAUGGCGUUGGGUUUCAUCGAAACUCAACGUGGCUGAUGAAGGAACUAAAUGGAAAGGCGCGUCCUGUUUGAACAGUUCAAGCCGAUGGUUCAUCGGACCCGAGUUCCUCUGGAAAAUGAAAGAAGAAUGGCCAGCUCCCUUGCAGUUCGUUGGAGCCACACAUACGGAAAUCCGCCCACACCUACAACUCCAUUUCAAAAUCCCUGAACCGCUGAUUGCUGUGGACAGAUUCAGUCGAUGGCCAAUACUUCUGAAGACUACUGCUUACGUGUUCAGAGCCAGUCGGAACAUGCAACGAUCGAUACGAAACAUUGUUAGAAUCAACGGAUCCCUUACACGCGAGGAAAUACUUGAUGCUGAAUGUUACUUAUACCGAAUUGCUCGAGAAAGCGUUUACAGUGACGAGAUCGCUACUACGUCUGUGAACUCAAGCAAACUUUCGAAAAGGAAUUUUCCAAAGGGCAGUCCUCUAGCCGCGCUCCGUUUAUUCAUUGAUGAGAAGGGAGCUCUAAGACAUCAAGGACGAACGGGUGCUUGCCAGUUUAUCAGCAGCAGUGUCGCAAACCCAAUCAUCCUUCCUAGAAGUCAUGGCGUAACCAAAUUGCUAAUAAAGAAUGUCCACGAGCGAUUUCUUCAUCAAAACCAUGCGACCGCAAUAAAUGAGCUGAGACAGCAUUACUACAUUCCUCGAUUGAAAGUCGUCUACAAAUCGAUCCGCAACAGUUGUCAAUUCUGUAAAAACGAACGCGCUCGGCCGCUAGCGCCGCUAGGAAUAGAGCGACCUGCCACCGUCACGCCUCGCUGCCUACAGUCGACCUUUUAG
Molecule: messenger RNA, 2409 nt
Organism: Malaya genurostris
Lineage: Eukaryota; Metazoa; Arthropoda; Insecta; Diptera; Culicidae
Exons: 1
Coding region: 1-2409 (802 amino acids)
Source: RefSeq, a predicted model, not a curated record